Molecule: messenger RNA, 1119 nt
Organism: Botrytis fragariae
Lineage: Eukaryota; Fungi; Ascomycota; Leotiomycetes; Helotiales; Sclerotiniaceae
Product: putative alcohol dehydrogenase protein
Exons: 3
Coding region: 1-1119 (372 amino acids)
Molecular function (GO): oxidoreductase activity
Source: RefSeq, a predicted model, not a curated record
AUGGCAUCCAAAUUCGCCACCCAGGUUCCGGCAACAAUGCGUGCACUCGCUCUCUCCAAGUUUGGAAAACCGGAUACAUACGACAUAGCAAGCAUUCCAACUCCAGAAAUCACGCAUGAAAAUGAUAUAUUGAUCAAAGUGGAAGCCGCUAGUGUCAAUCCUAUUGAUGUCAAGAUGGCUGGCGGGUAUGCAAAGAUGAUGUUCGAUGUUAAGUUCCCCUACUUGAUGGGCUACGACGUAUCGGGUACUGUCGUCUCCACUGGUUCUUCCGUCACCCACGUCAAGCCCGGCGAUGCAGUCUACUCUCGCGUACCUGAACGUCACCGUGGAACCAUUGCACAAUACUGUCUCUCGACUUCUGCAGCUGUAGCUCAAAAGCCAUCCUCUCUUUCUCAUUCCGAAGCCGCCGCUGUGCCACUCGCUGCACUGACAGCCUAUCAAUCUGUACUCCGAGCAGACAGUCAAUUACCCGGCGGACUAAAAGGUAAAACUGUACUUAUCCCUGCUGGUAUGAGCGGAACGGGUAGUAUCGCUGUUCAGCUCGCCAAGAAUGUCUUUGGAGCUGGGAGGGUCAUUACCACUUUAAGUACGGGAAAGAUUGGUAGAGCAGAGGAAUUGUUAGGGAAGGGAAUCGAAACAGUAGAUUAUACGAAAGAAGAUGUCGUAAAGGCAAUAGGGAAAGAGAGUGUAGAUUUUCUCUUCGACACAACAUCCUGCUCACUUUCUCUUGGCUCUCUCGUUAAAAAGGGGGGAGUCAUCGUCUCUAUUUCGAUGAUACCUGGUGGCACCGAAACUAUCGAGCGUAUGAGUCUCCAUACUGCUGGGGUAUCUGAAGGAGGUGUUAAGGUCAAAUUAAGCUGGUGGAUGGUCAAAAUUAUGGAUUUCUUGGAUUGGAGUUUAAGAACGUGGGCCAGCUGGAAUGGGAGAAGCUAUAGCUAUCUGAUGAUGGAACCAAGUCGGGAGGACUUAGAAAAGCUAGGGGAGUUAGUCAACGAAGGGAAGCUGAGACCAAUUGUAGGCUCCGAGGUCAAGCUUGAGGAUGUUGACGGUGUUAGGAAGGGCUGUCAAGAGGUUUUUGCUGGGAAGGGUGGAAUUGGGAAAUUUGUUAUCACUCCUUGA